AUGAAAGACAUGGAGACUCGCAUGAGUCAAAUGGCAACUGCCAUUAAUCACCUGGAGUCCCACGUCUAUCGGAAAUUGCCAUCGCAACCUGAGGCAAACCCCAGAAAUGUAAGUGCAAUGACAUUGAGGAGUGGCAAGGAAGUGGGGGGCCAAAGGUUGGCAAAGACGAAGAAGGCAGAGAAGGAAAAAGAGAUCCUGGACGUAUUCAGGAGAGUGGAGAUCAACAUCCCCUUGUUGGAAGCAAUUAAGCAAGUGCCGAAGUACACGAAAUUUCUCAAGGACUUAUGCACCCAUAAAAGGAAAUUGAGAGGGGAUGAAAGAGUAGCGGUAGGAGGAAACGUAUCGGCCAUGCUCCAAAGGAAGCUCCCACCAAAGUGCGGAGAUCCAGGCAUGUUCACGAUCCCGUGCAAAAUAGGAAAUGCACCGAUUAGAAAAGCAAUGUUAGAUUUAGGGGCGUCAAUUAAUGUGAUGCCAAAGACCAUUUUUGCUUCUCUAAACCUUGGACCACUUAAAGAAACAGCCACUAUAAUCCAACUGACUGAUCGCACAAAUGCUUAUCCAGAAGGGCUAGUUGAGGAUGUUCUAGUUCAGGUAAAUGAGUUAGUCUUUCCUGCAGAUUUUUAUAUCUUGGACGUGGGAGAUGAAAAAUCAAUAAACCCGUCACCUAUCUUGUUAGGUAGACCAUUUCUUAGCACUGCCAGGACUAAGAUAGAUGUGAAUGAGGGUACUUUGUCAAUGGAAUUUGAUGGUGAAACAGUGAAUUUUAAUAUUUUUGAGGCGAUGAAGUAUCCAGAGAAAUCUAACUCAGUUUUUGCUUUGAGUGUUAUUGAGCCUCUUGUGCAGGAAACUUUCGAAUUAGAUGGUAAAGACGCAUUAGAAGUGGCCCUAACCAAGCAUUUUGAGUUAGGUGUAACUCUUGAUGUGGACUUGAGGGAUAAGUUACACCAUGCAGUCGAAGCCCUGCACUCACUUCCAACCGUAUCUCCAAGGUAUGAGCUUUCUUCUCUUUUUAUGCCAGAGAUUCAGACAAAGUUGCUUCCUUCAGUUGUGCAGGCACCGGAGUUAGAGCUAAAGCCUCUCCCAAAGCAUCUAAAGUACGCAUUCCUAGGAGACCAGGAGACGCUUUCGGUGAUCAUAUCUGCACAUUUGUCUCCAAGUCAAAAAGACAAACUGGUGAGAAUCCUUAGGGAGCAUAAGGAGGCAAUUGGGUGGAGUAUAGCAGAUAUCAAGGGAAUAAGUCCAUCCUUAUGUAUGCACCGGAUUCGACUCGAAGAUGAUGCGAAACCGGUGAGAUAG
Messenger RNA from Coffea eugenioides, 1296 nucleotides. RefSeq lists its product as uncharacterized. The record is from RefSeq and is a predicted model, not a curated record. Lineage: Eukaryota; Viridiplantae; Streptophyta; Magnoliopsida; Gentianales; Rubiaceae. Bases 1 to 1296 code for a protein of 431 amino acids. The transcript is spliced from 2 exons.